AUGAGCUUGCUGUAAGUUCUCACAUUUUGCUCGUUUUACAUUCAGUUUUGAGGCUUUUGGUACUAAUAAUUUGCAUGUUAAUAUUGUAGUAGUUGAUUGAUGCUGAUCUUGCUGCGAAACCUCUGAUAUUUGUCGAAUAACAGUUUUGACGUUUGUAUCACAAAUUGGUGGGACCAAAAUACAAGAGAUGUGCAAUCCCCAUCGAUGACAAUCAUAUUACCCGUGUCUACGUCACCAAAAAUUUUUCGAACUUUAAUCUGUGUUUCCUUACUACAACUUUUGAAUCCCAAUUUCCCAUUCUUUGGAACCUCAGCAUUUUUUAUGAUUCGUUCCCUCUUCGCUUUUCGUUGUGGUCUGAGUCCUGGAGUUUGUAGUUUCUGGGCGUGGCGAAGGCCGGGAUUAUAAAACGAAACGUUUCCCCUCCCAAUUCAGUUGUUGUUGAGGGUGUUUGGGACUUUUAUGGCCUUGUAAGCACAACGUUUCAUUGAGAAAUCGGGUAUCUUCUCCUGAGAGGCCAAAAACCAAAAACUCUCCCCAUUUUGCGAAUGUUUUGAUGUUUACUUGUUUUUUCGGCCGUUUCGAAAGGGGUUGUUGGGAAAUUCGCGUGCAAAGCAAAACAGUUGAGCACAUCAACCGCUCGGCUCGCUUAUAUGGGCUGGCGGAGGCAUUUCCCUACUCAAUUUUCAACCUUAUUUUAGGGUACAAAAAAUUUAUUUGAAUGUGAAGGAGUAAAUGGCAGAAAUAAUGUAAGCCGAAGUGCAGCAUGCCGUUUUCGGGUAGUUUGUGGGAUUUACUAACAUUUUGUUUUUACCUAGUACGUUAUUUUCACCUGUCCCGAGAACCUGGUAUAAUAUCUGAUGUUUUGUCAAUUUUAAGAUUUUUUUGUUUCAGAUUGAAGACAAAUCGUUUUCUGGUAAACUCAAUAAGAAGAAUGUCGAACACUAUCUAUGGAUUCAAGGCCAAGGAUUCUGAUGGAGCCGAGGUUUCAUUGGAGAAAUACAAGUAAGUCUUGUGCAAUAUAAGUUUUAUCGAUUUUAGAUUUAUUUUUGUCAGAUUUGUCUAAAACAAGGUGUUAAAUCGUUGCAUAAUCUCAUUAGUAAUCUUUUUUUCAGGGGAAAGGUUGUAAUCAUCGUGAACACUGCCAGCCAAUGUGGUCUAACCAACUCCAAUUACACUCAACUGAAUGAGAUUCUCGACAAGUACAAGAAGGACGGCCUCGAGAUUGCUGCGUUCCCAUGCAACCAGUUUGGUGGCCAAGUAAGUUUAUAUGUGUCUUUUGUGUUUAGGCCGAAUAUAAAACCUUGUAUUAUACGAGGCGUUGGCACGGAAAAGGUCUUCGGUUUCUUAGGGUACAUUUACGAACAAACGUGAGUUGUAUGCGGUUUGGUCCCUCUUCUCACGGCAUGGGCCAAAUACAGGCGAGAAAACUUAGCGUGGGAAAAAUUAGAGGUAGUAAUCUAACCUUCAAAAUGGUUAAUAUAAUCCAACUAGAAAUUAAACAGCGUUUUCAACGGAAAUAAGAUAUCAAAAAGAAAAUGUAGUAGUUUAUUUUCGAGUCUGCAGACGUUUGCUUUUAGGAGCCGGGCUGUGAUGCUGACAUCAAGAGCUUCGUCCACGAAAAGUUCAAGUUUGAUCCCGAUCUCUACUCAAAAAUCGAUGUGAACGGCGACAACGCCCAUCCAUUGUGGAAGUUCUUGAAGGAGAAGCAAGGCGGAACCCUCUUCGAUGCCAUCAAGUGGAAUUUCACCAAGUUUUUGGUGAACAGAAAGGGCGAAGUCAUCAAUCGGUAUGGCCCUCAAACCGAGCCCAAAUCCAUGAUCAAGGACAUCGAAAAAGCUCUCGCCGAGAGCCCAUAA
This is a messenger RNA of Bursaphelenchus xylophilus (pine wood nematode), 1856 nucleotides long. The record is from the annotation of a GenBank genome assembly. Lineage: Eukaryota; Metazoa; Nematoda; Chromadorea; Rhabditida; Aphelenchoididae.